Messenger RNA from Chelonoidis abingdonii (Abingdon island giant tortoise), 1179 nucleotides. The record is from RefSeq and is a predicted model, not a curated record. NCBI's taxonomy places the organism in Eukaryota, Metazoa, Chordata, Testudines, Testudinidae.
AUGCCGUACAGUGGAAGAGAAAGGCCCAUCCUCCCCAACCCAGAUGAGACUAGCAGCCGAGCCCAGAAAAUGAGCCUGGUGCUCUGUGACAUUGUCAUGGUGCAGCCAGACGGAGACACCACAGGAGAGGCUGUCCUGGCCCUAGCGAAGGAACCGAGAGGGUCAGACAUGGUGUCGGUCACCAAGUGGUGCCAGUUCGGGUAUGAGGAGGCCGGAGAAGCUGGGGACUUUGCCAAGAGGCCCUUUGCUGCCAGAUUCCAGACAUUCAGCACAAAACAUGAUGGCGCUGAGAGACUUGAAUCAGGGGAGGGGCAUGCCGGCCUCCACUUUUGGUCUCCCCCGGGGGCCGUUCAGGAAGCCGUGGAGGUAGCUUUAGAUGCUGGAUAUCAGCACGUCGACUGUGCUUAUUUCUACCAGAACGAGGCCGAGAUCGGAGCAGCCUUUCAAAAGAAGUUCGGAGAAGGGAGGCUGAAGAGAGAUGAGCUUUAUGUGGUGAGCAAGCUGUGGAACAGCUUCCACGCCCCGCAGGAUGUGAAGCCGGCUUUCCUGAAAAGCCUGAUGAUGCUGAACCUGGAUUACCUGGAUCUCUAUCUCAUGCACUCUCCAAUGGGCUUUCCGGUAAGUGGGGAGCUCAUGCCUCAAAAGGACGGGUUGCUUCUACAGUCGGAUGUGGACUACGUGGACACCUGGAGGACGAUGGAGAAGCUGGUGGACGAAGGCCUGGUGAAAUCGGUGGGAGUUUCCAACUUCAAUGUCUCCCAGCUGGAGAGGCUGCUGUCCGUGUGCAGGAUCAAACCUGCCGCCAACCAGGUGGAGCUGCAUCCCUACCUGACCCAGCCCCAGCUGGUGGAGUACUGCAAGUCUAAGGGGAUUGUCCUCAUUGCAUACAGUCCCUUCGGCUGCCCAGCCCUGAUGUGGAAAAAUUGGGAAGACCCUGUGCCUCUCCUGGAGAAUCCCACAGUGAAUGAGAUCGCUCAGAAGCAUGGAAAGACCAGCGCUCAGGUUCUCAUCCGCUUCCACAUUCAGAGGGGCAUCGCCACCAUCCCGAAAAGCAUCACCCCGGCCCGCAUCGUGGAGAACGCAGAGGUAUACGACUUUCACCUGACACACAAAGAAAUCCAGAUGCUGGAAGGACUAAACUGCAACACGCGAUUUAUUAAAUGGAACUUGCUGGGGUGA